GCUUCUACGCACUCGAUUGCCUCCUUGAGGCGCCUUCUUGUCUCUGUCAACAAGAAGCGUCUGGAUGCCUGAACUCCAACCCCCGCGCUGAUAUGUGGCUGAAGGGACAUAACGUUACAUCAGCCCCUGCGGAGGAGCGAGGGAAAUUUCAGCUCGGCGUGAUACCACUUCUCGGUAUCCUUUGCAAGGACGCUCGCGUUCGCGCCUGCCAACAUGCAGGUUGUCUGGAAAAGAAGAAGGUCAUGGCUAGUAUUGCUCCCGGUUGCAGCUGGGAAGCGUUCCGAGAUUGGGCACUGGUGGCCAUGUCCUGCCAGGCCACCUGCCGUAUAAACAGAAACACGAAGACAAAUCUCGUCCAUUUCCACCUAGCGAACGCGGUCAGAGGCUGCGUACGCAUCUUGGGAGAAUACAGGGAUUUCCCAGAACAAUUUAGUGAAUAUCGUGACGGGUUCGGAACCCACAUUUCCGAUUUGGUGGGUAUCUGUGAUCUCGUCCAUUGGAUGGCAAUGAUCCAGUCCUCUAUGGGCAUCGAUUUGGGCUUUGAAAAAUGGGAUCAUCAGUUUCUACCGCCUCACAUCAGCCUCCGUCGCAAUGUUGAGGCGCGGAACAAAGCGAGGCAAUUGACGAUUUGCAAGACUCAGCUGUGGAAUGCUGUCAGUCUUGCCGAGCGGACACUCAGUGACUUUCCAGCUAUUGUAGAUGCUUUGGGUGAAGCCAGAGCCCUCUGCCACGAUCACGAUGGGCGACAUCAGCAUUGUACACCAACCCGAUGUCAGGUUGCCCACAUGAACACCACAAGAGUUGGACAACUACAUAAGUGUCCCGAUACUACCGAGUGUUCCUUACACCUAUUUGACCUGGCAGACCUUUUACCAGCUGUCGAACGUGGAAACAAAACAGCCUGGCUCUUGGACCUCUUGCAUCCACGACUGGCGAGAGCGGACGAAAAAUACAUCGCUAUCUCACAUGUCUGGUCAGAUGGAACUGGUGUUGGAAUCGAGGGCCACGGACGAGUGAAUCGCUGUCUUUCUACCUACUUUGCAAACCUGGCACGUAGGCUUGGUUGUGUUGCCAUUUGGUGGGACACGCUUUCUAUUCCACUCGAUGAUAAGGCCCGCGCUCAAGCACUGAGCGAAAUGCACAACAAUUACGCCCACGCAGAGUUUACGGUGGUGCACGACUCCUAUCUUCUGGCAACAGACUAUACCGAUCCCGGAACGGCUUGCCUGGCAAUCAUGCUGUCUCCAUGGUUUACAAGGGGUUGGACGGCUUUGGAAUUUGCUAUGUCCAACACAGUAAAGGUUCUUUUCAAGGGUUCGGACCCCAUGACACCUGAUAUUAAGGAUUUGGAACUUGACAUUCUUGCCAGCAGCCCUGCCACUGUAUCACGCACCCAUUGGCUAGCAUCUUGCAUGAUUCGUCGUGUCCGUAAGCGUGGUGAGGCUACGAAUCAUAUCACCGAUCUCUUGGCCAUCUUGAGGCCGAGGACAACAAGCUGGUUAAGGGACCGUACUGUAAUUACUGGAUUACUGGCCAAGGUCAAAUGGGACUAUACCGACGACGAGAGCGAAAUCAUCCGCAAGAUAAUUGUGCACCUGGGCUCUGUGCCCUACAAUAGCCUGUUACAUGGUCAAUCAACCAUGUUCGAAUGUGGGCCGUUUUCGUGGUGUCCCGCUUCGUUUGACGACAUGCCGAUGGACAUAGGAACCGACAUGAAUGGUGACCUAACCAAUACGAAAGGGAAUCGGAUGCUUGAGGUUGACAGAAAAGGGAUACUGACGGGCCUUUGGAGCUGUCGUGGAUUGAGCCAAGCUGAAGUCGAACAGAGAACAUUACAGCCUUAUGGUCGCCAUCCUGAAAUACUUCUCAGGGUCCAGUCUGCACUUAUUCAUUGGGAAUGCUGCCUGCUACUGAAAGGCGCCGCCCAAACCAACGAUGAAGAGCCGUUCCUACUGGUAACAACGUUUGGCUUGGAUGAGGGCGCGGACUAUUCCGCCAUCAUUGACUGCAUGUAUGUUGGCGCCGUGGUGUCGGCUCGAGGAUACGACAGAGACCGUGAUAUAGAGCUGGACCAAAUUGCACCUUGGGGCUGUUAUGAAAUUCGACUGGGCAAAGAAACCGAGAAAUCCUGUGAGGGGCGAAAUGCGUGCGACUUGCUCAAUAAGGCAGAUGAGAUGGAAGACGCCUUUUUCGAGCAAAAGCGUCUGAGAGCCUCGCAAGGAGACCCGUGGCAUCCAGGCACGCUGCCAAAAACUUAUGAGAAGUAUACUAUACAUCAACUUGCGGAAGCAGACAGCACGAUGCUCGAUGCACAACUGACCCAGGCAGUUGAUCAGUUCAACAGCGGAGCCAUGAGGCACUUGAUCAGGCAAAACGCCGAGUUCUCCCCCGACCAGGUAGAAAGAUUGGAAGAAAGAGGUUGGUACAAGCUCAAGCACUUAGGUGAUGCUUACCUUGCCGUGGGCAUGCGAGAAAAGGGGGACGAAAUGUACACACGUGCGACAACGCUGCUCUUUAGCAAGCAGAACCUGGCAGACACUUUGAAUACUCAGUCCAUGGACGAGUUCAGCGAGGUCUUUUCAUUCCAAGGAAGAAGGGACUUGACAGAAAGGAUGUACAAACGUGUGCGAGACGAAAGUAGUGACGUCGUCCUAGGACAGGGCUUCUUCAAAAGGCUUGCUAUUUCAAAACUCGAAGAGAUGACACAUCGAUGGCUCGUGCAAUGAAUGGUUUAGUAGGAAUGGCAGCACCGCGCAUUAUAGAUAUGUUACAUUUAUAUUGUAAUAAAACGCAUAACUUUUUCGGAUAACUAUAAAUGUCAUGUAACUGGAAAACCUUGAAUCUAUGUUAAAAGAAAUUCGGAAUAGCGAUUCAAGAUCCUUUCCACAAGGUCCAAAUUCUUAGGCAAGUCGCUUCCCGCAUUUCGAUCUAGAGAGCGAGAUUGCGAGAUAACGAAGGAAUUCGUUGACCGAAGCUCGAAUAGUCAGUAAGCCAAUUGUAGUUCAAUUAGACUAUUAUGUCAACUGUAGAUCAACCGCAGUCCAAUCAGACUA
Messenger RNA from Annulohypoxylon truncatum, 3053 nucleotides. RefSeq lists its product as uncharacterized. The coding region runs from base 93 to 2726 and encodes 877 amino acids. The transcript has a single exon. The record is from RefSeq and is a predicted model, not a curated record. Lineage: Eukaryota; Fungi; Ascomycota; Sordariomycetes; Xylariales; Hypoxylaceae.